GUGUGUGUGCGUGAGUGAGUGACGUCAUGUGCAGACAAAAGUCCUCUCCUGCAGAGUGUGUGUGGCAGCCGGUCGGUCAGCGAAAGAGAGAGAGAGAGAGAGAGCUUGGCGGAGACGCCGCGCCAGCGCAGAGAGGCACGGAGACGCAGCAGAGAGCAUCACGGCGACUUCGUCUGGGGGAAAAAUAAAUAACACAACUUCAGAAACAGGGACGCACUUGUGGGGGUGAAAAAAAAAAAAAGCAAAAACAAAGGAGGUAUUGCUUUUCUGCACGGACAUAAAAUGAAAGGGUUACCUGGCUUUAUAUUGGAUUUGGAGUCUUGUGUUACACCGCUGCGACUUUGACACCAGAGUUGCGCAGGCUGAGUCUCUAGGAGUUGUCUGUUGAAGGAAUUUCAGGCACCCCGAAUCAAACUUGAGCUGGACAUCAAGGAACCAGUCAGGGAGUAAGCUAAACCACCUACCCACUGCUCUCACUGGAAAAGAAAACAUUGAAGCACCACUGCCAUCAUGGAUGAGGAACAGUGCUACUACAAUGAGACCAUCGCCUUCUUCUACAACCGCAGUGGCAAGUACCUUGCUACUGACUGGAACACCGUCAGCAGGCUGGUGAUGGGCCUGGGCAUCACCGUGUGCAUCUUCAUCAUGCUCGCCAACCUUCUGGUGAUGAUCGCCAUCUACGUCAACAGGAGAUUCCACUUCCCCAUCUAUUACCUGAUGGCUAACCUGGCAGCUGCUGACUUCUUUGCUGGACUGGCCUACUUCUACUUGAUGUUCAACACGGGACCAAACACGAGGCGUCUGACUGUUUCAACUUGGCUGCUGCGCCAAGGCUUGAUUGAUACCAGCCUGACGGCGUCUGUGGCCAACUUGCUCGCCAUCGCCAUCGAGCGCCACAUCACCGUGUUUCGCAUGCAGCUACACACGCGUAUGAGUAACCGACGUGUGGUGGUGGUGAUUGUCAUAAUCUGGACCAUGUCUAUAGUGAUGGGGGCCAUCCCCAGUGUGGGCUGGAACUGUAUCUGUAGUAUUAAAUCUUGCUCCAACAUGGCGCCACUUUACAGCAACUCCUAUCUUAUCUUCUGGGCAGUGUUUAACCUUGUGACUUUUGUUGUCAUGGUGACACUAUAUGCCCACAUCUUUGUCUAUGUACGCCAGAGGACCAUGAGGAUGUCACGGCACAGCUCUGGACCACGACGCAACCGAGAUACCAUGAUGUCCUUGCUGAAAACCGUGGUGAUCGUGUUGGGUGCGUUUAUCAUCUGCUGGACGCCCGGCCUGGUCAUCCUCCUUCUCGACGUCUUCUGUGCCAACUGCAACGUCCUCACCUAUGAAAAGUUCUUCUUGCUUCUCGCCGAGUUCAACUCGGCCAUGAACCCCAUCAUCUACUCCUACCGCGACAAGGAGAUGAGCGCCACCUUCAGGCAGAUCCUGUGCUGUCAGCGGCAGGAGAACGUCAACGGGACGACGGCGGAGGGAUCUGACCGAUCAGCGUCGUCAAUCAACCACACGGUGCUGAGUGGCGGUAUGCACCAUCACCAUCACAACAACGAACACUCAGUGGUAUAAAGGAAGGCAAAAGGUUGCAGAGAUUAAUCCAACUGCUUGAUUUGGUUAAUCUCUUUUGGAGAGACUGACUGAAAGAAGGUAAAUGGCAGCGUGGGAAGGUCAAGAGGGACUGUGGACAUGAUACAAACUAAAGUAACAGUAAUGUGAUGAAUUUGAGAAUGAAGAUUAGGUAGGUGGAGUGCAGUUGAUGAUGACAUCACAAUGAAGAAGAGGAUGGCAAGUAUGAAGAAAGAUGACAAGACUUUAUCGCUGUGUGGAAGAAGAACAGGGGAGGAGUCUGAUCUGAUCUCCAAGAGGCUGUUAGUAUUUUUGUUUAGUUGUUUAUUAUUUCCUGUUUGUUUUAAAUGUGUUGUCAUGGACAACGCUGAUAUGAACUAUUUAAAAGUAAUCUGUGAAAUGAAGGUAAUGCCAGUAUAACCCAUCCUCUUUCUCCAUUGUUCUCUAAACUUUGUAUCCUGUCAUCGUAAGUUUCAGACUUUUUCCCCUUGAUACCCCAUUCUUAAGAAAGGUCUCAUAUAUCAUACAUGCAUAUUUCACAAGCUCAUAGUUGCAACAUUUAAGGUCUGAACCAAGAUUUAAACUUAUUCUUUCUUAUUUUCUUUAAGUUUGAAGGAAAGUUUAAACAACACAUGCCGUUUUGUGCAACUGAAUGUUUAUACAAGUUAUCUCCAGCAGCUUUAACUUUAAAAUCACCCUUCUUGAUAGGGUUCAGAUCUAUUUCCAGGGUUUUAAGUCAAAACGUAGGCUUCAAAAUGAAACAUGUAUGGGACCUCCUGCUAAUGCUAACAAAUGACCAUAUCAAUGCUGACGUGUUUGAUAUGUUUAGUCACUCACCAAAAUAUACUGCAAAACCUUUCAACACAGUAUUGUUUGAGUACCUGGAGUCGCUAUUCAUUCUGCAGUAGAUCCAUCAUUGUAACAACCUUACAACCUAAAUACUGCGGGGACUCAUCAUUCUACUGAACCUCUUCUACUACUAAAAAGCUUUUGUGAAUGCAUCCCAAAAGUUUUUCCUUUCAUCCAACUUAAAUACUUAAAUGGUUCAGGAGCUGCAGAAAUCCUGAGUUGUUUCCCUCUAAGGAACUAAGAGUUGAGACAAGUUGUUCUAGGGAUCUUACCAAAAAGGGGGGGGAGAUGUUCGAAUGUUUUAGAGCAGGCUGGGCCACAGUGUUAUGUGGAGACAAGGUGAAGGUCAUAUCUGGUGAGCGUUAACAGACUUUGUCUAUGUCUGUGCGGCUUACUGAUGGAAGCGAGGCGGAUGUGUGAAAGUUUCAUCAGUGUUUAUGUGAAAUUGCCCUCUGGUGGCGCAAGUAGGAUAUCUGAAACUGAAAAUUACUGUAAAUUAUAUGAAAUUAUAAUUGUAAAAAAGUAGAUGAUAUAUCUUCACGACAAGAUAGGUCAUUCUGUUUUUUUCAAAAUAGGGAUAAAAUAUCAAUGAAUUCAUAGUUUACAGUACAAACCACAUUUUCCAACGGAUGGUAUGUUAGCAGAUUACAAACACUGAACCUGCUCUAUAUACCAUCAACCAUCCAGAACUGAAGACAUGGUGGGGAGGCAUCCGACUCGAGUAUGUCACACCGUGACAAAGCCAAAGAUAAACAUAAAAAAGCUACUUUGAACUUGGGCCAUUUUGUAAUAAAGCAAACUGCUAACAAGUCUUAAGAGUCUACAGCUGCAUUAGCAGCUCUGUAAGGCUGUAUUUAGGCACAGCAGUGCUUUGAGCCUAAAUGCUGAUGUCAGCAUGCUAACAUGCUGAUGUAAGGCACAUAACAUUCACCAUGUACUAUCUUGGUUUAACUUGUUAGCAUGGUGAAAUGUGCUAAUUAGUACAGCUAAACACGAUUUUGACCUGAUAAUGGUGCUAAAAAGUUAAGUGGUCCAGUUAAGUCUGGACUUCAUUUUAGCUUAGGCUGAAUUAGUGCUAAAAAUUCCCAAAUCAGAAAGCCCAAGGUGGAUCUUUUACAUGCCACCAUUGGGGAAAAUGAUCAUUUCAGAAUAUGGUCUAUUACAUUUCUGAGGGACUUACGUCCUACAGUACUACGUUCUGAUGCACGCAUUUUAUGCGAGGUGAGGUGAUACCGAUGUCCAUCAAAAAUAUGUCAUGUUUUGUUUAUGUCACUGUAGGAGUUGGUUGGGGUUGCAAUAAUAAUUCAAAUUUUCUGUAUA
Messenger RNA from Larimichthys crocea (large yellow croaker), 3735 nucleotides. RefSeq names its product lysophosphatidic acid receptor 1 (gene lpar1). The record is from RefSeq and is a predicted model, not a curated record. The coding region runs from base 511 to 1569 and encodes 352 amino acids. Gene Ontology annotation, cellular component: membrane. The transcript is spliced from 3 exons. Lineage: Eukaryota; Metazoa; Chordata; Actinopteri; Sciaenidae. Gene Ontology annotation, biological process: G protein-coupled receptor signaling pathway. Gene Ontology annotation, molecular function: lysophosphatidic acid receptor activity.